This is a messenger RNA of Thermothelomyces thermophilus ATCC 42464, 1220 nucleotides long. RefSeq lists its product as uncharacterized. The coding region runs from base 90 to 1043 and encodes 317 amino acids. NCBI's taxonomy places the organism in Eukaryota, Fungi, Ascomycota, Sordariomycetes, Sordariales, Chaetomiaceae. The record is from RefSeq and is a predicted model, not a curated record. The transcript has a single exon.
GUUUCGUCGUGGCGACAUGGGCUAUAGCCGUAUAUUCUGUUGGAUUCCUGAUCAAGUCCGUGGUGCCGGCCUGCCCCGGAGGGGUCUAUAUGACUCUGGUCGUGGUGGGAUGGUGCUUCAUGGUGACCGGCCAGUCGGUCGUCCUGUACUCACGCCUCCACAUCGUCAUGCGCAACACGUCCCGGCUGCGGCUCGUGCUGGCCAUGAUCGUCGCCAACGCCGUCAUCGGCCACAUUCCUACCGCCGUGUUCGCCUACGGCUCCAACUCGUCCAACCCCGCCCCCUUCAUCGUCCCCUACUCCAUCUACGAGCGGGUCCAGGUGACGCUCUUCUUCCUGCAGGAGAUCAUCAUCUCGGGCCUCUACAUCCACGAGACGGUUCUUCUCAUGCGCGUGCGAAGCCGCAGUGGCAUAAGCGGCCGCAACCAGGGCCGCGACAGCACGCGGCGGCGCCUCAUGACGCACUUGGUCGUCGUCAACGCCGUCAUCGUCGUGCUCGACAUCACCAUCCUCGCCCUCGAGUUCGCGGGUCUGUACGCCAUACAGACUGCAUACAAGGGCUUCGUCUACAGCAUCAAGCUCAAGAUCGAGUUCAGCAUCCUGAACCGGUUAGUCGAGAUGACCCAGGGCGGUUCUUCCGGCCACGAUAGCUCGUACGCCAGGACGGCAGCCAACAACAACACGAGCCUACCAUUGGAGACGAUGGACGGGUUGAGGGAGAAGAACAGGAGGUCGAGAGCCGCGGCCGACCACCACUACCCCCACCAGCACCGCAACGACAUGGGCAACAAGGUGUACGUCGGCGCGGGCGGCCCCGGCGCGGACGCGGAAGACGGGAAGCACAACGGCGUGUCAGUGGUCAUGACGACCGAGGUCACCGUCCAGCGCGACAGGCUCUACGUGGAUUCGGACCGCGAUAGGGACGCAGAGAGCAUCAGCGGCAGGUCGGGCGCGACGGUAGAAUCGGCCGUCGAGGGCAGCAUCGGACAGGCGCGGCAGCCAUCGUACUCGUCUCAGAGAAACAUUGUCAAUACGCAGUAUUAGUCACGAUAAUUAGUCUGCACCGCCCUCGAGAUGGCUUUGAUUGCUCCCGGCAGACUCUUUCCUCAUACUUUUAUCGUCGGUUCCUAAUACCUGUUUUGUAAUUGGUGUAAAUUAUAUAUAAGUAACAUAGAUGGCUGCUAGUAUUAAUUCUCAAUCUUAAGACUAUAAUGCCUAGCU